ACGAAAUACACAUUGAAUAACUAUUUUUAUCAGAUUUUGUUGCAUUGGUCAAUAAAAAUAAAAUUUACAACGUUAAAACAAUUGAAUUUCAUUUUAAUGUUGUUGUUAUUUUCAGCACUACAAUGCUUAUAAAUAUCAGUUCAAUGAAAAUCAUUCUACUAUGUAUUAUGUUAGAUGUCAAUACUGUAUUUUGUAAGGUGAUGUGGAGUAGAUGGCUGUGGUCUUCAACAGAUGAUCCUCUCAACAUGCGAAAAAAUGGAGUAAAUUAUAAACAACGCCUUAGUGUAUCUUCUAAUGGCACUUGUGAAUGUCCUCCAAAUAAAGAAUGUACUCCUGACUAUAAAAUUAAUGAAGACAUUUUACACUUCCAAAAACUUCGAGGUAUUAUAAAUGAUCGAGAAUUCAGAAGAUUUCACGAAGAUAACUUCUUAAAUGUCACAAAUAAUAUACAACAACGAAUAAGACGAAACAAUAUGAAUGAAGAGUGUUGUUGUCCAAAAUUAACGAUAGAGCAACCAGCGUUUAUCACAGAUAAAAGAUUUGAUGCAGUUAUCGAGAGAUUUAAGAGUUAUAAAACAAAAUCUAAUUAGACGAUACUAAACGCCACAGAUAAAACUCAUUUAGUGCUUCUAUGAAAGGUGCAUUUCAGCUUUGCAUAGGAAACUUCUAUUUCACAGCAAAAGGAAUGUUCAGGAUAAUACAAUAUAACAGUUGUAACGUAGUCCUGUUUGCAAAUAUUUCUAGUAACAGGCAUACUUCAAGCUACGAAUGAAACAUUCCAGCUUCGAGUUCAAAUAUGAAAUUCCGUUAAUAGACUUUAUAUGAAAAUACCUUCAAAAGUGCAGAGAGGAAUGACUGAAUGCAAAGCAUAUUUAAUAACAGUUCAAUUUAGAAUGUUAAAGGCAUUGUUUAUUCAGAACGCGUAAAAUUGUAAUAAAAAUUGAACGUAUUACAAUUCUAUUUUAUUAUUACUUGUUUGCAGAGCUAGAUAUUCAAUAUAUUAGUUCGGAUCACUACAUAAUACUUCAAUGAUGCAGUGGAUUACAAUCUCAGUUCUGAUAAUAAGUUAUUGUCUUGAUAUUCGCGGUGAAAGCGCUUCAGAAAAUAAUCAUUGCGGAAGAGGUAAUGAUUCCAUAUAGAUGCAAUUUCUUUUAAAAUGCCUACUAAGGCAAGAUUAUCAUGUUAACAAUGAUAUUUUUGUGAUCUCUGAUUUAUUAUAUUUUAGGAGACUGUACUAAAAAGCCACCAUUAAUUUUAAUUCCAGUUAUCAUAAAACUAUUCCGAUAUCCAAAAUUGUAUAAUAUGGAACAUCAAAGUGAUACUCAAGUACUAAAGAAGU
Messenger RNA from Leptidea sinapis, 1339 nucleotides. RefSeq lists its product as uncharacterized. The coding region runs from base 123 to 590 and encodes 155 amino acids. The record is from RefSeq and is a predicted model, not a curated record. The transcript is spliced from 3 exons. NCBI's taxonomy places the organism in Eukaryota, Metazoa, Arthropoda, Insecta, Lepidoptera, Pieridae.